CUUUCUUUCCUUCUUUCCUUCUCUCUCUGUCUGUCUGUCUCUCUGAAGCCUAAACAAAUUAAUCCCCAAACUGAAAGACGGGACUCAAUGAAGCCAAACUGCUCUCAGAGGAAUGAGAGAGACAUUCCGAGUUUGCUGAGGGUGAUUUCAUGCAUUCGCCUAAGCUGAAAAUCUACAACCGAAAAGAAAUUCCGCCUUCAUCCGUCCAUUGUCUGCAUCCCAGGAUUAGUCAUUGGGAACCGAUCCUAGGAUCAAUUUAAGCUGCAACCUCAGCAUGGCCUCUAUUGACCCCUAUCAGCACAUAAUAGUAGAGCACCAAGUAUCUCACAGACUGAAAGUCACCAUUCUACGAGCUGAAAAUGUAACAAAGGGGACGUUCGGAGAUAUGCUUGACACUCCCGACCCUUAUGUGGAGAUAUUCAUUGCCACAUCACCAGAGGGACGGAAACGGACAAAGUACCUCAACAAUAUUGUGAACCCAGAAUGGAACGAGACGUUCGAGUUCAUUCUGGACCCAAACGAGAGAAACAUUAUGGAGAUUACCCUCUUGGAUGCAAACUACGUGAUGGAUGAAACCUUGGGGACAACAUCCUUCAAUAUUGCGCAGAGCAUCAAAGCAGGAGAACACAAGGAAGUGACGUUUCUCUUCAAUGAAGUGACGACUGUGUUUCUGGACAUGCACUUGGAAGUCUGUUCUUCAUCAGACCUGAGGUUCAGCAUGGCACUGUGCGAUGAGGAGAAGACCUUCAGGCAGAAGAGGAGAGAAGAGGUCUUGGAAGGAAUUAAAAAGCUCCUCGGCCCAAACAAUUCUGCUGCAGCACCACAUUCAGUUCGUGAGGUACCAACAAUAGCUAUUUUGGGUUCUGGAGGUGGCUUUCGAGCAAUGGUUGGGUUUUCUGGUGUUAUAAAGGCCUUGGAAGAGUCUGGAGUUUUUGACUGUGCCACAUAUAUUGCUGGACUGUCUGGCUCCACUUGGUACAUGUCCACCUUGUACUCUCACCCUGACUUCCCAAACAAGAGCCCCGGAGAGAUUAAUGAGGAGCUGAUGGAAAGUGUUAGUCACAGUCCCAUGUUCCUGCUGACGCCACAGAAGAUCAAAAGCUACGUCGAAGAAUUGUGGAAAAAGAAACACUUGGGGCAGCCUGUCACCUUCACUGAUGUCUUUGGAAUGCUCAUUGGCGAAACACUGGUUCACAACAGAAUGAAUUUCAAGCUGAGUGAGAUGAAGGAAAAAAUCAGUGAUGGUCAGUGCCCAUUGCCGUUGUUCACCUGUCUACAUGUCAAGCCAGAUGUCUCGGAGCUCAUGUUUGCAGACUGGGUGGAGUUCAGCCCGUACGAGAUUGGAAUGGCAAAGUAUGGAACCUUCAUGCACCCAGGACUCUUCGGCAGCAAGUUCUUCAUGGGCUCAGUGGUGAAGAAAUAUGAAGAGAAUCCUCUCCACUUCUUAAUGGGAGUCUGGGGUAGCGCCUUUUCCAUUUUAUUCAACCGAGUGCUCGGAGUUUCAUCAUUGACCAACAACCAGGCAUCCACCAUGGAAGAAGAGCUAGCACAAAUUCAGCCCAAGCACUUAAUUGGGAACGACAGCUCAGACAGCGACGACGAAUCACAUCCCAAAGGAGAGCGACUGGGCAGUGAGGCGUGUGACGUGGAAGAUCAGCCUCAGGAGAACAGCCUGAACAGCUGGGUGCAGCGCAUGCUCAUGGCCAUGCUUGGCGACAGCACUCUUUUCAACACGCGGGAAGGCCGGGCUGGCAAGGUGCACAACUUCAUGCUGGGGCUCAACCUGAACACCUCCUACCCGCUCUCCCCUCUCUGCAGCCUCAUGUACCAAGAGAUGCAGGAGGACGAUGAGGUUGAUGCCGCAGUCACGGAUCCAGAUGAGUUUGACAGGAUUUACGAACCGCUGGAUGUGAAAAGCAAGAAGAUCCACGUGGUUGACAGUGGGCUGACCUUUAACCUGCCCUACCCUCUGAUCCUGAGACCCCAGAGGGCCAUCGACCUUAUCAUCUCCUUCGAUUUCUCUGCCAGGCCAAGCGACUCCAGCCCACCUUUUAAGGAGCUCUUGCUUGCUGAGAAAUGGGCAAAAAUGAACAAGCUGCCAUUUCCCAAGAUUGAUGCCAAUGUGUUCGACCGAGAGGGGCUGAAAGAGUGCUACAUCUUCAAGCCCAAAAACCCAUUUACCGAGAAGGACUGCCCAACUAUCAUCCACUUUGUACUGGCAAACAUCGAUUUCAGGCACUACAAGGCUCCAGGUGUGAAGCGAGAGACUGAGGAAGAAAAGGAGAGCGAUGACUUUGACAUCUUUGAUGACCCUGAAUCCCCAUAUUCCACUUUCAACUUCAAAUAUUCCAACAAGGCGUUUUUGCAGCUUCACGACCUAAUGGAAUUCAACACACUUAACAAUAUUGAGCUGAUCAAACAGGCUAUCAUCGACAGUAUCAAGUACAGAAAGCUGAAUCCAUCUCGCUGCUCAGUAUCGCUCAGUGAUGUGGAGUACAGGCGAUUGAAGAAAUCACUGAGCUUUGAUGGACUUCAGUCCAGGAGGAAACGACAUGCUGGAGAGGACCGGCAGAAACAGUUGUAGACGGGAGUGGCGGCCUCGAGAAGAGAUGGACAUUUCCAAACUCUAGACAGAAGCAGCUCCCUUUAGGAGACGUAGGUUGUACUAUUGGGUAGGUUAGGGUGUGUGUAGGGUAGAGUAGGAUAGCACCUUAAACGAAAGGCUGCGUUUGGCUGCCAAGCGUAGAUUGUGCCCUAAGUUAAAGGCAACUCCCUUCUCCCGAAGCCCCCAGCACAAAGACAGAGAGAGAAAGAUAGGGAUGCUUAUGUCACAGUCAUUUAUCUUUCCCCACAUCCUGCACUAACCAACCCUGGUCGUAUAUAGACUCUUCCUCUCUAUCCUUUUUCCCCCUUCAGUCACACCAGUACAGGCCCCGUAAUAACUGAGGAGAAGAAUAACAGCUGAAGAUGCUCUUUUAAUGGUCUCUUUCCCAUUCUCCAUUCUUUCUAGCCAUUUGCUCACCAAUUCUGCUCUGAACCCCACCAGUCAGUCAGUGAUGGAUAACAAAGGCCCAGUGAUAUCUGCCACAUUGAUUUGCUUCCAAACCUUUUCACCCCUUCCUCAGUGUGUCAGCGUGGCUCAGUUACUACCGCUCUCUCAGCUCUCGAUCAGAAGAUUCAUCCACCCCCACCCCCCCAAUCAGGGCUUGAGAUCAUAAUCUAAUCCAAUGCAUAGUCUAAUGAUGGAGCACUGCAAUUUGAGUUGCCGCUGAGACAUUGAAACCAUCAGCAGAUGUGAAGGGCCAAUUUGAAAAUAGAAGGGACUUUCCUCUAGUGUCUGGGCUAACAACACAUCAGAUCAAUUAUUUGCUUAAUAUUUGCAAAUAUUUACCUUCUUAUUUGCAAAGUGGCUGCUGAGUUUGCCUAUAAAUACACGGAAAUGAUAGCAAUUCCCCGUGAAGUAUUCUGAGAUGGUUUCAAUGCUGUUGAAAGUCUACCAAACUAUUGUUGGACAAUCCUGACGUCAUAGUGGGGAAGUGCCCAUCCUCCAUUCUUAGGAGCUCAGCGUUAUGGGGAAUGGUGAGUGUGAGGACCUAUCCCAGUGAGGACCUAUCCCAGCACCACUGAGCAAACCAGUGAUUGAAUUUAAAGUACAACUUUCUGAACAGGAUUUCCUAUUCAUGCUUUAUUUAUUAAGAGAUAAAUGAUAGCUGAUUAAACUGAGCUGUGUGUUGAGAAUUGGGAUUAAUGCAGGGCCAGUUAUGUGUGUGUGUUUGUGAUGGGGGGAGCAUCAGGCUACUUGGUUUGUUGGAGGAAGGGAAAGUGCCAAUCUGUUCUUGUAAAUGACUGACACAUUUUCUCCAGUGGAUAAAUUGUUAACCUUUGCUCCAUAGAACUGGAGUAUAAUAUUUGUAACACCUACAUUUGUCUUUAUCAGAAAUAUGAGGUAAAGUAACUGUAGAAUAUUGUUUUGUAUCACAGAAAAUGGCGAAUAUUAAUAAUUUUUUGUGCUUCAA
Callorhinchus milii (elephant shark) is the source of this 4016-nucleotide messenger RNA. RefSeq names its product cytosolic phospholipase A2. Lineage: Eukaryota; Metazoa; Chordata; Chondrichthyes; Chimaeriformes; Callorhinchidae. The record is from RefSeq and is a predicted model, not a curated record. Gene Ontology annotation, cellular component: Golgi apparatus; endoplasmic reticulum; cytosol. Gene Ontology annotation, biological process: glycerophospholipid catabolic process. Gene Ontology annotation, molecular function: calcium ion binding; calcium-dependent phospholipid binding. The transcript has 18 exons. Bases 275 to 2584 code for a protein of 769 amino acids.